This is a messenger RNA of Dendrobium catenatum, 1960 nucleotides long. RefSeq names its product probable WRKY transcription factor 72. Bases 88 to 1800 code for a protein of 570 amino acids. Gene Ontology annotation, biological process: regulation of DNA-templated transcription. NCBI's taxonomy places the organism in Eukaryota, Viridiplantae, Streptophyta, Magnoliopsida, Asparagales, Orchidaceae. The transcript has 5 exons. Gene Ontology annotation, molecular function: DNA-binding transcription factor activity; sequence-specific DNA binding. The record is from RefSeq and is a predicted model, not a curated record.
CCUGAGAAAGCAGAUUAAUUAGAGAUAAGAGAGAAAUUAAAAGAGAAGUGAGAGCUUAAUUAGCUCGCAAGAAGCUUGCAAGUAGCAAUGGAGGCUGUGAAGAAGAGGCCUCUAGCAGCCAAGGAACCGAGGAAUGAAGUUGAUGGAGGAGGAGAAGCUGAUCAGGAGAGAUUUAUCAAGGUAUCACCAGCAAGAACAGGUGAAAGGUCAUCUACCAACACUGCAUCCAGGCCAUCUUCAAACUCAAAAGAUUCACCCACAAUCAGCCAGGAAGAUCAAAUACAGUCUACAAAAGCAGAAAUAGGAGAGGUUAAAGAAGAGAAUGAAAGGCUGAAGAAUUUACUAUCACAAAUUGUGAAAGAUUACCAGUCUCUUCAGAUGCACUUCUUUGACAUAGUGAAGCAAGAACAACCAAACUUAGUUACUAAGCCAACAGAUGAGCUGACAGCCAUUAAAACUCAUGAAGCAGAAGAAACUGAACUUGUUUCUCUCAGACUUGGAAGUAACUCAGUUACUACUGAUCACAAGAAGCAGCUUGAAGAGAAGUUGAUCAAUACAAGUUCUAAGAGUAAAGAAAAUGGUCAUAUAGAAGAAGGCUUGACUUUAGGCUUAGAUUGCAAGUUUGAAGGUUAUACUAAUAAGAAUAAUAGUGAAUGUAAAGAAGUAGCAUCUAACCCUAGUUCUGAUAAUAGUAUUGAUGAGAUGAAAGAAGAAGAAGCUGUUGAGCCAUGUCCACCAAAUAAAAUGUUGAAGAAUUUGAGAACUGGAGAUGAUGAAGUUUUACAGCAAACACAUGUCAAGAAAGCGAGGGUAUCUGUGAGAGUGAGAUGCCAAACUCCAACGAUGAAUGAUGGAUGUCAAUGGAGGAAGUAUGGGCAGAAGAUUGCAAAGGGGAAUCCAUGCCCUAGAGCUUAUUAUCGAUGCACAGUUGCACCAGCUUGUCCUGUGAGGAAGCAGGUGCAAAGAUGUGCUGACGACAUGUCAAUUUUAAUUACAACUUAUGAAGGAAAUCACAAUCACCCUCUUCCAAUGUCAGCCACUGCCAUGGCCUCAACCACCUCUGCCGCCGCGUCAAUGUUAAUGACCGGCUCCUCUACCACCCAUUCAUCCGGCAUUCCAGACGCCUUCCCUUCCUCCGCUUCUCCCAUCAUCACCGGCGUAAAUUCCGGCCUUCAUAAUCUAAACUUCAGUCUAUCAAACAACACAAGAACAACACCUUUCUAUCUUCCCAACACCACAAUCUCUCCUUCUCCUUCUUACUCCACAAUCACCCUCGACCUCACUGCUCCGCCUUCUUCAACCGCCCAAACCUCUCAAUUCAAUAGGUUCUCUUCAAGUUCUAGUUCAAGCUCAAGCUUUAGCAUCUCUAUGCCAUCUUCUUGGAGUAGUAGAUCCGGCUACAUGAGUUGUGCAGCUCAUGAUCAAUCCUACAAGCCAAAUUAUCCUCACGACUCUUUCUACCAAUCUUAUAUGCAGAAUCCAACUUCCAUGGCAUCUAUGAAUCAAAAUUUUUUUACUGACUCAAUUGCGAAGGCAAUCACGUCAGAUCCGAGCUUCCAAUCGGCGCUACAAGCUGCAAUUACAACUUAUGUUGGAGCAAGUGGAAGCCAAAGCGGUCAAGUUCUUCACCAUGCACAGAGUUAUGCUGGUAAUGAGUAUAGUACAGCAUCCGGUCUGUUCACAACAAGUGUUCCAUCUAGCUCUAGUGCUCAACAAGGGAACUUAAUGGCUAUGUCGAGCUCCAAGAGUACAGCAUCUGCAUCACCAGUGGAUCAUAUUAGUUGGGAAAACAUGAAGUGAAGCUUAAUUGGAGUUACAUAUGCAGAUCAAAACAUUUAAUUGAAAUUUUAUCUUAAUUACCUUAUGAACAAGAUGGAAGUGGAGGAUGGUGUAGAUAUUGAAACUAAUGAAUGUCAUUUAGCAAAACUUUUUCUUGUCUCUUAGAUAUUCAUUAAAUAUG